AUGGACCUUUCCGUUUUAACCAAAAAAAACACAUUUAAUAUAGGAGGCGGGCCGGGCGUCGAUACCUUUAUUCACCAUAGCCGAAUCUAUGUCCUGGCAAAUUAUUAUGGGAUCGGUCGACUAAUGGAUAUAUUAUUGCAAAAGCUCCACCAAAUUUUGGUCAAAUCCAACGUACCUAAAACGAAUUUCAACGAUAUUGUGGCAAUGGUUAAAACGGUUGGUGGUGCAUUAUAA
Molecule: messenger RNA, 234 nt
Organism: Pyricularia pennisetigena
Lineage: Eukaryota; Fungi; Ascomycota; Sordariomycetes; Magnaporthales; Pyriculariaceae
Exons: 2
Coding region: 1-234 (77 amino acids)
Source: RefSeq, a predicted model, not a curated record